Fusarium keratoplasticum is the source of this 1104-nucleotide messenger RNA. Its product is annotated as putative aryl-alcohol dehydrogenase AAD14. The record is from RefSeq and is a predicted model, not a curated record. The transcript has 2 exons. Bases 1 to 1104 code for a protein of 367 amino acids. NCBI's taxonomy places the organism in Eukaryota, Fungi, Ascomycota, Sordariomycetes, Hypocreales, Nectriaceae.
AUGUCUGAUUUCCUUAAAGGUUGCCCUGAGCCUCCCACCGAGCUGGGUCGCUAUCGAAUCCUUUCCUCUACUGCUGGAGCCCGCGUGUCUCCCCUCUGCCUGGGUGCCGGAACCUUUGGCACUGCCUGGGCUGAUAUAUCUACCAGCGUUGACGAGGAGCAAAGCUUCAAGAUCCUUGACGCGUUUGCCGAAGCUGGUGGCAACUUCAUCGACUGUGCCAACGUUUACCAGAACGGGCAGUCAGAGGCUAUCCUCGGGAAGUGGAUGGCUUCACGAGACAACCGUGACAUGAUGGUCGUGGCAACCAAGUACACGGGUGACUACCGCCUCUUCGAUCUUGGUCCUGGAAGGACUGUUAAUUACUCUGGAAACCACAAGAAGUCCAUGUUCCUGUCGCUCCAGGCCUCCCUAGAGAAGCUACAGACCACCUAUGAGGUCAUGGACGCCCUUCACGUCCUUGUUCAGCAAUCCAAGGUUCUCUACCUUGGUAUCUCAGACACGCCUGCCUGGGUUGUCGCGGCUGCCAAUACGUACGCUAGGGCCCAUGGAAAGACUCCCUUUAGCGUGUAUCAGGGUCGCUGGAACAUCAUGCGACGUGAUUUUGAACGGGACAUCAUCCCCAUGGCCCAGCAUUUUGGCAUGGCGCUUUGUGCCUGGGAUGCUCUCGGAGGAGGCAGACUUCAGACCAAAAAGCAGCUUGAGGCUCGUAAGCAGGCUGGUGAGGGUCUCAGGGCGAUUCAUGGCCCAGAGCAGACCGAGGAUGAACGCAAGAUCAGCGAGGCCCUGGAAAAGGUGGCAGCUGAGCACGGCACCGAAAGCAUCCAGCAGAUUGCAUUGGCGUACAUCUCACAGAAGUCAAGGAACGUGAUUCCGCUGGUUGGUGUUCGCAAGGUUGAGCAGUUGCAAGAUAACAUCAAGUCACUGAGCAUUCAUCUGACUGAUGAGCAAAUCCAGUACCUUGAGGGUGUCAAGGAAUUCGACCCUGGCUUCCCUGCCACCAUGAUUGGGGAGGAUCCAAAGGAGACGGGCGUGUCUGGACCCAUGGUUGCCUCAUUCGCUCACAUUGCGUGGCAAAAGGCUUCCCGGCCUAUUGGGAGGGGCUGA